AGGGCCCGUUUGGAGCGGGAGAAUAGACUCUGCUACUGGACGGAGCAGAGGGUCCUUUCAGUGAAGGCAAGAGCAAAAGAACUGGACCACGUCGCUUUUGUCCCAUCUUUCUGUAACUGCGUUCAAGAUGAGUUGAGGAGGAAACUGGCUGCGGAGAGGAGGGGCAUUCAUUUGAAGGAAGGCUUAAAUAGUUUGUACAGACUAUUCAUUAUCCAGGAAUCAUCUGAGUGUUGGGAGUCACCUUCAGUAGAAUGGCAAAAGCAACAACUAUUAAGGAAGCUCUAGCUAAAUGGGAAGAAAAAAAUGGCCAGAAACCAUCAGAGGCUAAGGAAGUAAAACUUUAUGCACAGAUUCCUCCUAUAGAGAAGAUGGAUGCAUCUCUUUCUUCUCUUGUUAACUGCGAAAAGCUGUCCUUAUCUACAAACUGCAUUGAAAAAAUCGCCAACCUGAAUGCGCUGAAAAACUUGCGGAUUUUGUCUUUGGGAAGAAAUAACAUAAAGAAUCUUAACGGUCUGGAGGCAGUUGGAGAUACGUUAGAGGAGUUAUGGAUAUCUUACAACCUGAUUGAAAAAUUGAAAGGACUUCAUGUGAUGAAGAAGUUGAAGAUUCUCUAUAUGUCCAAUAAUCUAGUAAAAGAUUGGGCAGAAUUUGUGAGACUGGCAGACUUACCAUUACUGGAGGAUCUGGUUUUUGUAGGCAAUCCCUUGGAAGAGAAAUACUCCGCUGACUCACAGAGUGCUUGGGUUGAGGAAGCAACCAAGCGAGUGCCCAGACUGAAGAAACUUGAUGGUAUCCCAGUUAUUAAACAGGAGGAAGGUGAAGAAGGAGAAAACUAGCACAACUCUUCUUUCGUCUCUGUUAAAUUAUUGAUGUAUCUCCAGCAUUCUCCAGUAUGUGAAACUUUUGUAUAAAUUUGUCUUUGAAGAAGAUCUAGGGCAUCAUUUUUAACUGGCUUAUCCCCAUGUUGUUCUUUUUCAUCCAAAGAGUUAUUUUCAAAACUGGGGCUACAAAUGAAUCUGCUGUCCUUCACUUUUUUUUUCCUUAGGAGAUUUAUCUUUUUGUUAAUAAGCAAUUCUUGCAAGAAUGGAUUUAUUUUAUUUUCUAAAAACUUAUGUUUCAGUCUUCCUAAUUAUGAACAUAUUUUCUAUAGCAUUUGUUCAUCAGACUUUUUUAAUUAUUUGAAAAGUUGGGGGCGGGGGUAGGAGCAACAUUUUGUAUUAAAUUUGUGUGUUUGUGUCUGUGCUGAAUCUGAUGUCUCGUUUCUAAAGAAAGGAUCUGAAAACCAUCAUGCUGUAAAUGUUUCACACAGUCUCAUCUUUUCCCUUCCACCUGUUAAACUAUAGCCAUAUAGGUGUUGGUGUCAGUUUUGCCUGCUACAAAAGGGAUUUUACGACACAAAUAAAAAACAUGUUGCUAGUAGAAAACCCCAAACUCCCCAUGUUGAGAUGCUUGAAUUAUAACAUUCUGGGAGUCAUUUAUUUUUUUAUGUACAGUAUUAGGUGAAAGCAAUGUAUUUAUUUUAGAUGAGUUGCUUCUUUCCUAAGCAUUGGUUUGAUUUGAUGCACUGGUUUGUGUUUUCUUUUACAUACUGUGUUUUAAGGAACAAGAGACUUUACAGCUGAACAACAGUUUAUGCUGUUGCUGUGAAUGUUCCUGAAUGGCCAAGUCUUUUUUCACUCUGGAAUCUGAUUGUAAUCUAAGGAGGGGAAGCAGUUGUCUAAAGAGGUCUAAGCUUGCAGCUUAGCUGGAAAUCAGUUUUGGUUUCAGAGUUCAGUUUUGGAUAAAUCACAACUGAAAAAACUGAAGUUCAUAAAGAGAGGAAAGUAGUUAGAAUUAACAAAACUUGAGGAUUGAGUCUCUUGUUGGUCUCGAAGGGGCCACUGAACUCAAAUCCUGCUAUUCUACUGCAGACUAACACAGCUAUCCACCUAAAACUUGAGGAGCUCUCUGGUCACAUGCAAUAUAUUUUUUGAGUAAAUAUAUCCCAAUAGAUGUCUUAUUUGGAUUAUGGAUUUUUUUGAAACCUGUUCUGAAAGAGUAAUGGGGUAAUGCUGUUUUCCAUAUACAACUUUUAACUAGGGAUGUGCAGUUCGGGAGUCCAGUUAGGAAAAAAUGUCUGAAUCGGACCUAAUCCAUGAAGAUUUGGGUUUUCUGAAAUCCCAAAUCAAAGCUUUCUGAAGCAUUUGUAAUGCUUCGGAAAA
Molecule: messenger RNA, 2201 nt
Organism: Eublepharis macularius
Lineage: Eukaryota; Metazoa; Chordata; Lepidosauria; Squamata; Eublepharidae
Gene: DNAL1
Product: dynein axonemal light chain 1
Exons: 9
Coding region: 252-836 (194 amino acids)
Cellular component (GO): cytoplasm
Molecular function (GO): protein kinase binding
Source: RefSeq, a predicted model, not a curated record